Carica papaya (papaya) is the source of this 329-nucleotide messenger RNA. RefSeq names its product GATA transcription factor 15-like. The record is from RefSeq and is a predicted model, not a curated record. Gene Ontology annotation, molecular function: zinc ion binding; sequence-specific DNA binding. Lineage: Eukaryota; Viridiplantae; Streptophyta; Magnoliopsida; Brassicales; Caricaceae. Gene Ontology annotation, biological process: regulation of DNA-templated transcription.
AUAUGUAAGAAGAUGUAUGUAUGAACAGUUUUGCGUUGGUUAACAGAUCUGGGAAGAUGGAUACAAGAAAUAAAAGCUGUGCAGAUUGUCACACAACAAGAACACCUCUUUGGAGAGGCGGUCCAGCUGGGCCACGAUCGCUAUGUAAUGCCUGUGGGAUUAGAUACAGAAAGAAGAGGAGAGUUGUCCUGGGCGUCAACAGAGAUCAAAGAGGAGAGAAGAGCCAAAGGAAGAAGAGUAAAGAUGGCGUUUCGUUUAAGUUGGGAGAAGAGGAGCAAGCGGCUUUUUUGUUAAUGGCGCUCUCUUGUAGCUCUGUUUUUUGUGCUUAA